Messenger RNA from Calliphora vicina (urban bluebottle blowfly), 1524 nucleotides. Its product is annotated as sodium-dependent proline transporter-like. Gene Ontology annotation, cellular component: plasma membrane. NCBI's taxonomy places the organism in Eukaryota, Metazoa, Arthropoda, Insecta, Diptera, Calliphoridae. Bases 1 to 1524 code for a protein of 507 amino acids. Gene Ontology annotation, molecular function: L-amino acid transmembrane transporter activity. The transcript has 10 exons. The record is from RefSeq and is a predicted model, not a curated record. Gene Ontology annotation, biological process: sodium ion transmembrane transport.
AUGGCGUAUGAGUCAUUGGAAGAAUGUGGCCGCAGUUCUUUUAAACCCGAUGCUAAACGAGGUUAUUGGGCCAAUCCCAAUGACUUUAUCUACGCUGGAAUGGGUUUGGCAUUUCGUUUAGAUGCGUUUACAUUGUCAUGGUACUUUUUGAUGGAAUCGAGUUUUAUUUCCUUUGUGAUCGCAUAUUUAAUAAGUUUAGUUGUCUAUAUAAUACCAUUUAUUGUGAUACAAUCAUUUUUGGGUCAAUUUUCCAGUAGUGGCUACAUCUCAGCAUUUCGUAUAACGCCCCAUUUUAAAGGACUUGGUUAUGUAGCGCUGCUCUUAAAUAUGUUUGUAAUUUCAUUUUAUAGUAUUUUUGCCGUAGUACCUCUAGUCUAUAUGUUUGUCUCCAUGCAGCCAACUUUGCCUUGGAGCUGUGAAGGUUUCAAAAAAUGGGCCACGAAUUUAACUCAGGAGGAGGAAAGAAAUCUAUGUAAUAUAAGAAACGCAUCAGAGACUGAUUAUUCCGAUAAGUAUAUAUAUAAUCAUUAUAUACCCUCAGCGUUGUAUUUUAAAACUUUUUUUAAUGAUAAAAAUUCUGCUGAGUUGUCCAUAUCAUGGCAAUUAAUUUUAUGUGCCAUUCUAGUUUGGGCCAUAGUGACUUUAUUAAUUUUGAAAUUCUUCAAUACUGAGAGGUUCGGUAAAAUUAUCCGUUACACCAUUUGGACGCUACUCGGACUUUUGGUAAUAUUAAUAAUACGUUUCAGCUUUUUACCCGGAUACGGUCAUGUAUUUCGUCGAUUUGGCAUUCCCAACAGGGUAGAUAUUAUAAAAGGUAUUCUCAGCAUACCAUUUGAUGGAGUAAUUGCAUUAGGACCAGGCUGGGGUCUCUUCAUAACACUGUCUAGUUUCAAUAAAUUUAAAACCAAUAUUAUGAAACAGAGUUGUUUAAUUGGCCUCGGACAGUUGGUGAUAGUUAUUGGUUUGGUUUUGUUGGCCAAUUUUACGGAAAAAUAUUUUAAAGAAGUCACGUCUUUCCAUUACGUGUCGGAGGUAGGUCAUGUUUGGGAUUUAUAUUUAUCGGCCGGAAGUGUUAUGUCCCAUAUGGCUUGGGCCAACCUAUGGUCAAUAUUAUAUUAUUUUAUGCUGUUUUUGGCUGCCAUGCUUUUAAUUAUCAUGCACUUGUAUACAAUGUUAACCACCAUUUUUGAUGAGUUUGAGUCCUUGAGAGAUCUCAAAGCAGAAGUUUCCAUAUGUCUUACAACCAUGCCAGCGGUCAUCUCUUUAUACUUCACAUCAAAUCAUGGCAUUAAAUAUUUAAAGGUUUUCUUGUUCGAUAGUUACAUCUCACAAACCAUCAUUAAUUUAUUACUAAUCCUAAUUGUACUGUGGAUUUAUGGACGUAUACGUUUCCAACGUGACAUGGAAUUUAUGAUAAAUGAGCAUUUAUCCACAUGGCAAAUUGAUUUUCUUAGAUUUGUGGCUCCUUUUGAAAUGUUAUUGGCUCUGAUCGGCGGCAAACAGCGCCAACAGCUGAAAUCCUAG